Molecule: messenger RNA, 1926 nt
Organism: Leopardus geoffroyi (Geoffroy's cat)
Lineage: Eukaryota; Metazoa; Chordata; Mammalia; Carnivora; Felidae
Gene: TPM1
Product: tropomyosin 1
Exons: 9
Coding region: 273-1127 (284 amino acids)
Biological process (GO): cardiac muscle contraction; actin filament organization
Cellular component (GO): actin filament
Molecular function (GO): actin filament binding
Source: RefSeq, a predicted model, not a curated record
GGCCGGCAGGCAGCAGCGAAUGGGCGCGCGGCCCCCGCGGGAAGGAGCGGGGCGGGGGCAGGGGGCGGAGGGAGGAGAGGGGGAAAGGGGGCAGGAGAAAAAAGCUUUUCCAAAAAAGUAUUGGCUGUCUCGAGGAAUGCGGUCGCCCCCUUGGGAAAGUACAUAUCUGGGAGCAGCAGGCGGCUCCGCGCUCGCACUUCGGCUCGGCCGCCCCACCGCGCACUCGCCUCUCCGCUCCCGCCGCAGCCGCAGGGCCCCUCGCCGCCGCCACCAUGGACGCCAUCAAGAAGAAGAUGCAGAUGCUGAAGCUCGACAAGGAGAACGCCUUGGAUCGAGCCGAGCAGGCGGAGGCCGAUAAGAAGGCGGCGGAGGACAGGAGCAAGCAGCUGGAGGACGACAUCGCGGCGAAGGAGAAGCUGCUGCGGGCGUCGGAGGACGAGCGGGACCGGGUGCUGGAGGAGCUGCACAAGGCGGAGGACAGCCUCCUGGCCGCGGAUGAGGCCGCCGCCAAGGCUGAAGCCGAUGUAGCUUCUCUGAACAGACGCAUCCAGCUGGUUGAGGAAGAGUUGGAUCGUGCCCAGGAGCGACUGGCAACAGCUUUGCAGAAGCUGGAGGAGGCCGAGAAGGCAGCAGAUGAGAGUGAGAGAGGCAUGAAAGUCAUUGAAAGUCGAGCCCAAAAGGAUGAGGAGAAAAUGGAAAUUCAGGAGAUCCAACUGAAAGAGGCCAAGCACAUUGCUGAAGAUGCCGACCGCAAGUAUGAAGAGGUGGCCCGUAAGCUGGUCAUCAUUGAGAGUGACCUGGAACGUGCGGAGGAGCGGGCUGAGCUCUCAGAAAGCAAAUGUGCCGAGCUUGAAGAAGAAUUGAAAACUGUGACGAACAACUUGAAGUCACUGGAGGCUCAGGCUGAGAAGUACUCGCAGAAGGAAGACAAAUAUGAGGAAGAGAUCAAGGUCCUUUCUGACAAGCUGAAGGAGGCUGAGACUCGGGCUGAGUUUGCGGAGAGGUCAGUAACUAAAUUGGAGAAAAGCAUUGAUGACUUAGAAGAGAAAGUGGCUCAUGCCAAAGAAGAAAACCUUAGUAUGCACCAGAUGCUGGAUCAGACUUUACUGGAGUUAAACAACAUGUGAACCCUCCUUAGCUGCGACCACACUCUUUCAUGUCGUUUUGUUGUUGUUUUGUUUUGUUUUGUUUUGUUUUGUUUGUUUUGAAACACCACGCUUACCAUGAAACCCCUUAAACGCAUUUUUAUUUACUUUUACACUGUCACAGAAACAUCCACAAGAUACCAGCUAGGUCAGGGGGUGGGGAAAACACACACACAUACACACAGACAAGGGGAGCCCAUGGCAGGGCCGUAAUGACUUAAAUGUGCCAUUUCCCGGGUUGACGUUGCCACACUUAGUAGAGAGUUUUGCAACACAGUAUACUCAGCCAGUCUAGGAAUCCUCACUAAAGCAGAAAGAUUUCCACUCAAAGUGCCAAUGAUGUAUCAACAGGAAGGUUAAUGUUGAAAACGCAAUCAGGUGUGGAUUGGUGCUACUUUAAACAAAAGGUCCCACUGUGGUCUUUCGUUCAAUAUUGUACAAUUUAGAAUCCUGUCCGACACUAAUUUAUUUUGUCUUGAGUUUUAUUAUGAGAUGAGACUGCGGAUCCGGUAUGCCUGAAUUCACUAACGCCAAGGGUUUGUAAGGCACGCUGCUCUUUUAAGACUUCUAGGGCCUUCUCAUUGGCACACCUGCGGCUCAUUACAACUUGUAGGAUAGCAUUCGAUGUGGAUUUCCACUCUCCAUUUCUCCAUGUUCAAGUGAAAGAUUUAGGCACUACGUACAAUUGGUAAAGAAAAAUCAUUUUCUUAAGAGUUAUAACUAUAUGUAAACAUUGUAUAAUGGUAUGGAAUAAAAUGCACAUUGUAGGACAUUUUCUAAA